AAAAAAUCGAUGGUGAUGUGGUUUUUCUAAUGUUUCGUCUUCGUGCUAUCCCCGACUUUGAUGACUAAGUUUUAUCUUCAUUUAUUGGUCACAAUGUUCUUGUUUUCUAUAGCAGCUCCUACAACUACCAAAUUAGUACCGCUAAGAUUUCUCGUUCAUCAAUUCCUACAUUUAUGUUUCCUGCUACUUGGCAGACUGUCAUCUACUAGUCUUACUUUUUUGCCUUCUUGACGGCAGAAGUAGAUAGACCUCGAGUCGAUGUCUGUGCACACGACAAGAAAAGCAUGACGUAAUCUCUUGUCAGAGCAGACACACCCUGAGCGAAGAAGCGGUGGCAGUCGAGGAAAUGCUGCUCUUCCCUUCCUUUUUCCGGUGGCCUGAAAGUGUCAGUGCCCUACGUCCUCGUCGAGGAGAGCGGAGAGGUGGACUCCUUUGGCGGGUUGGUCAGUCUGCAUUCCGAUUGGGUGAUACAGUUUCACUAUUGUCGUCGGCAUUUUCGUUGACCCCGUUGCAGAUCGGUCUUUAUCAUGCUGCUGCGAGGCAGGUAGAGCGCAGGGAUGAUCAGGGUACAACAGAUUUCUCUAAUGGUAAUUGGAUUAUUGUUCGACUGAGCUUUUUUGUAUCAAUAUUAAGUGUUGACUUAAAUAAAUUUAAAAGAUCGUUGUUUUUAUUAUCCAUUUUUGAGAAGUCCUCAUGAUCCUCUUUUUGAGAAGUCGGCAAGCUAUCAGACUAACGGGUGUCACAGGGUCACGAACUGAGCUACGACCGGUGUUCUGCAAUCCCAGAUCCGAAAGGGAGGAGCUACUGCUGGAAGAACACACAAAGGAAAUUUUGGAUGAAAGGACAAGGGUGGCGAAAUACUGCGAAGAUGCAUUGCUAGUGCCUACCUUAGCGUGUCCGGCGAAAAUGCGAGAGGAUGAAGCAGGAAUAGAGGCGAUCUACGGCAAGCAAACAAAGGAGAUUCGGAUGAGCAAGUGGAGUUUGGCUAUGCCGUCGCGUACGAUUCUGAAACUCAAGCGACAUGGAUCGUUAAAAUUUCGGAGGUGUCGAAGCCUUUAGCCACUGAACAGUGCAGGACUCACGUUGGUAAGCAAGACCCGGGCGCUUAUUCGACGUGGUUUGCCAAAACGAAAACGCAAGUGCUACUGCGUGCGACUGUAAGCGUGCUGAUCCGGAAUCUUGGUGAGCAGGCUUCAGGCUCCAAAAUCUUGGUCUACAACUUUGCGGAUUCACUUCAUAAACGUGCAGUGAUCGCCCGAGAAUUCUACUUGCUGGCCGCGUCGUCCAAAGUCGCCACAGUUGUCGCUCCUCCUCCUUUCUACGUCGAACAAGCAUGGCGAGGUGCAUGGGCUCCGAAGACAGUCCUACCGGCUGAAGAUGAUGUGCGGUUAUGCCAUUUUGAGCCUAGCUGUCGCACGGUCAAAGUCGAGGAGCCUCUUGCGGUUCAGCUAAAGGAGAAGAUAAAGGAAAUCGGUGGUAUGCUUUUGACACCUGCAAAAUUGCGAAAGGAAAUAAAAGUGGCACUCGAAGUUCCACAAGACGAAGCUACAGGUGAAGGGGAAGAUGGAAGUGAAAGAACUAAGGAACCUGUAGGUUGAAAGGUGCAGUCGUAGAGGGUGGCAAAAAAUGAAAGAGCGUGCAUUUGAAAAGCCUUCAAGGUAAAAAUGGGCUUCUACUUCUUACGCCAUUGCUGAAAAAUAUUGUGUACUAGAAGUGAAGGCACUUUUUUUGGUUGUGUUGUAGUUAUAACUUGUAAAAGGACAAUAGUUGAAGAAAGCUUGGCUAAAAGUUAAGUUGUUGUUGCGAAACUGAAGUAAGUUCUAAACUGUUGAAGGCCACGAGUUUCAAGUAAACUCUAUCAAAAGGUGUUGAGAAAGAGGCUGUUGUAAGUUGAAUAAAAGGUAGAUGCAGGAAAGGACUGGAUUGUUGAAGGACACUUACGACUGGGGGGGAUGAAUGAAAGGGGUUGGAAGGAUAAAGGGUUAGAAAAAGUCAGAAGGGGAUGCUGACAAGAGGCAAGGGCGAAGGUGGAAGCUGAUGAGAAGAAGGGCGAAAAGGAGAAAGCGGCGAAGCAGGAGGUGAAGAUGAUGACGACUCAAGAAAGUUGGUCAUCGGUCCAAAAGUGGUCGGUCUUACAUAAGGAAAGGAUCAACUAUGAAGAAGAAAAACGAAAACAGCAGUCAAAGAACACAUGAAAGAAAGUGAUAAUGCAAGAAGUAGAAGAAGAAAGGGAAGAAAAUAAAUUGGGUUGGGUGGGAUUUGAAGGUGAGUCAAGGGACAUAAUAAAGGGGGGGGGCCUGCUGCGAAAAAAGUGGAUGUUGUAAGCCCACACUCGAAGGUCUGUAGUUCUCUACCACCUCGUGGCUGCCUGUGUCAUUGGUGUUUUUUGGCUUGCUUUCGGCCCGCCUCUUUGCGUAGACUGAUAUGGAGUUGCCCGCUGUGCGACCGUAUUCAGGAUAGUGACUACCAUGCUAGGUCUGUAGCGUUGGUUCUUGCUCUUCACGGCUUAGUACGUUACUGUACGCUUCUUGGAAGAAAUUCCUCGGGGCCUGGUCUCAACGCUGGUUUGGAAAAUCAGAUUGGAGACACAUG
This is a messenger RNA of Amoebophrya sp. A25, 2592 nucleotides long. NCBI's taxonomy places the organism in Eukaryota, Dinophyceae, Syndiniales, Amoebophryaceae. The record is from the annotation of a GenBank genome assembly.